Messenger RNA from Verruconis gallopava, 1266 nucleotides. Its product is annotated as acetate kinase. Gene Ontology annotation, biological process: phosphorylation; acetate metabolic process. The record is from RefSeq and is a predicted model, not a curated record. The transcript has a single exon. Bases 1 to 1266 code for a protein of 421 amino acids. Gene Ontology annotation, molecular function: acetate kinase activity. NCBI's taxonomy places the organism in Eukaryota, Fungi, Ascomycota, Dothideomycetes, Venturiales, Sympoventuriaceae.
AUGGUUCGAGUAAUUCUCUCCGUCAACGCAGGAUCUUCAUCGGUGAAAGUCUCGGUAUAUAAAGAUGUUGGCAAAGGUAAAGACCCCGAAGAGCUUGCCGUGGUUCAAGUUGAUGGACUUACGGCUCCGCCUCCAACCUUGAAAUACAGUCGAGGGAAUCGAAGCAUCAAGGGACAGGAGCUACAGGGUAUCGAGUCUCAGGAAGAUGGCUUCCGGUAUAUCAUGCAGCACCUGGAAGAGGAUGAGGGACUACCGGAGCUGUCGAACCGCGACGAUAUUUCCUUUGUCACGCACAGGGUUGUCCACGGGGGGGACUAUCCACGGGCACAGGUCAUAACCAAGGAGACAUACCAUCACAUCGAAAUACUGUCAGACCUGGCCCCUCUACACAACGCAGGAGCUCUUACGAUCGUGAGGGCAGCACACAAAGAGCUGCCCAAAGCGGUGAACAUUGCGUACUUUGACUCUGCGUUUCAUUCGACGAUUCCGAGGCACAUCAGCACGUAUCCUAUCGACCCCAAAAUCGCGCAGAAGAACCGACUUCGGAAAUAUGGGUUUCAUGGAAUAUCGUACAGCUUUAUCGUCAAGGCCGUGGCUGCGUUUCUGCAGAAGCCCGUCGAGCAGACGAGCAUCAUUGCGCUGCAUCUGGGCUCGGGCGCCUCUGCUUGCGCGAUCAAGAACGGCAAAUCUUGGGACACCUCGAUGGGGCUCACUCCACUCGCUGGCCUUCCGGGCGCCACGAGAAGCGGAAGUGUGGAUCCGAGCCUCGUCUUCCACUACACACACGACGCCGGGAAGCUGACCAGCUCGGGCACGAAGGAUCUACACAUCACACAGGCGGAGCAGAUUCUUAACAAGGAAAGCGGGUGGAAGGCCCUCACCGGCACGACGGACUUUGGCAAGAUCUCUUCAGGAGAGGACGAAGAGUGCAGGCUUGCCUUCGAUCUUGUGGCGAAUCGCAUCCUCAACUUUGUCGGUUCGUACUACGUGACGCUAAGGGGUGACGUGGACGCUUUGGUAUUUGCUGGCGGGAUUGGUGAAAAGGGCUCGAAGCUGAGGUCACGGGUCGUUGAAGGUGCGGCAUGUCUUGGUUUUGGCAUUGACGAGGGCAAGAAUAGUGAGGAGAUCAAGGGCGUGGUGAGUGACAUCACCGGGGGCAGCGCAAAGCACAAGGUUCUCGUGUGUCAAACGGACGAGCAGCUGGAGAUGGCAAGGGGUUGUGUCGAGGAUGCGGAGGAGUUCGAGAAGCAGGCCAAGGAUGGGUAG